AUAAAGAUCAGCCGACACAAUUCAACGAAUACUACUUUCGUGAAGACCCUCAAACGUACGUGUCUAUAUUUAUACACGGAAUUUCCGAUGUGAAGUACAGAGAAGGCACUGAAAAUAGUCAAGAUGGAAUAGUUGAAGGCGAAAGUCAUGAAAACGACAGACGUCUUUCGAGCAUGGACAUUACAAUUGCGGAUGAUACUGAGUCAGAAACAACUGGUUCUGACAAACACAAGAUUGUUGAAGAAAUGAUGUCAAGACAGUCACAUGGUUGCCCAGGCCCUCCUGGCUUUCAGACAGACCUUCCUAUGUCAAAUGAAACCGAUUUUUCUCGUCAUCGGACGAUCCUACAGACAGAAGUCAAAACGGAAAGUAUAUCAAGACCUUCUAACCCUCGAGGCAUUCAAGGCGGACUUUUCGAUUCGAACGAAAUCCAGCGUUCGAUACCAAUUAUUUACCCACCAACAGUGCCAUCGUCAAGUGUUUCAAUGCGUUCGGACCGGUCCUACGUACAAGCUACAGGCAUACAGGGCUGUCUUUCCGAGCCAAACGCGACCGAGAGGACGGCGCCAAUAGUAUACCCUCCAAAAUGGCGCACACUGUCAGAUUUACAAGAAGAAUCAAAACAAUUUAAUCAAUCUUCAAGAACCAAUCAUCCAAGUGCGUUCGGAAGUUCGAACCCGUCAUGCGUACAAGCUUCAAUUUCAAAAGAGCACCAGUAUUUUGAAUCGCCCUAUCGGCAGACAGUGCGCUUGUUGUCAGGAGUUCAAGAACAGUCUGUGCCAGAACAAGACCAAUUCAUAUCAGUGAAAGAUUUCAAUCAACGAGGAGUUCAAGCAAUAAAUUAUGAUGAUGAAGAGGAUCUUCUGAAAUCAAAAAAGAAAGAAAAAGAAGAAGGAACUGUUACAACAGAGCACAUAAAAGAUGAAAACGGCAAACAAUCGGAGAAGCGUGUCAAAUUCAGUGAAGACGUGAAGAUGGACAAGGCUGAUGAUUCUUUCAAAGACCUAAAGGAUUUUAUCAAACAAUAUGUAAAACAGGAAAAAGGGCCCACACGGUCAGAUAUCAAACGUUUGUGUGAUGCAGUAAUUGUGUAUGACAAGAAUGAUUAUGAUUAUGCUGUUGACAUGAAAGAUGAAAUAAAAGCUAUGGUCACUCAAGAGCUAAACGAUGAGUUACGGAUAGAAUUAUUUGACGACGAAAAAUUCAUGCAGUCUCAUGUUCAAGUUGUGCAAGAUGUUCUGAAAAAUGCAAGUGUCGUUUUGGUCUAUCUUUCUAAGAAUACGGAACAAUCCGGACGGGUUCAGUUUUUCAUCGAAGAAGCAAUCGCAUUGACUAGGAUUGGUCCGGUUGACAAGGACGUUCUAGUCUCGGACUGUGAGUUCAGUGUACGGCCAGUCCACUCGCAGCCUUCAAACAAACGUAAUUAUCGGACACCUCCCGGACUGGCUAGUGUCACCGGAAUCGACUGGUUUGACAAGUCCAAAUACACGUACGACAGAAUUGUUGCAAUCAUGAAAAACGCCAUUCGGAGAAGAAAACGUAUAGAGAACCCGCGGCAAGUACAAGAUAUGUUCAGACAAACGAUGAAUCGAACAGGUUCAUUGACACAGCAGCAAUUUCACAGAAGGGACACACCUCAACAUGCGUGGGCUUCUGGUACAAGUGCUUUUACGACAUCAGGGCCACGAUACACGCCGCAGGCUACCACUGAACCUUUGUAUAGAGGAAUCAAUGACCCUAUCCAGCAUGGCUUCAACAUAAGUGAUGCUGAAAGACGAAUGAGCAUUGAACCUAACCAAGGUUCCGCUGCGUCCUCUUACACAAAAGGCGGUGAUCAUUUUCUUAGAACGGGUGAAAAAUAUUCACAACCCGAGUUCUGUUACGUGUAUGCGAACGUGAAUACAUCGUUCACAUCUUAUAGUGAACCAGUAGCACCUUUCGGUGUUCAACAAAAUAUUUCGCGACCGACUAGGGCUUUGGGUCUUGAUCUUGGUUAUCAACCUGCAGAGGAACCUGAAUUUCAUGGUUACCAUAGAAUAGGUCAGUUUUCAAGGAUUGGAGAGCAGAGUCAUUUUCUCAGACACAAUCAGAUGCCUUUGAACGAGGAGCCGCAAUACAGACGGGAUGGCGGUGACGAUAAACAUGUCAUGGGGCUUGUAAACGACGGGCAAAGGACAAACACAAGUCGUACAAACAUCCGUUCUGCAGACGGGUAUGAUGCCACAAACCAACUACACCCAAGGCAUUCGGCAAUGCAGCAGGCACCAGGUGCACGACGACAAAGAGCGACAGAAUAUACUCCCAGACAAAUGCAGCAGCAGACGCCGCAGCAACAACAACCAAAAGGUCAGAUGGAUAAUGGCAGAGGGAUUAUAACUUCUGAGAUGUUGAUUUAUAACCUGUCAACGAACGACGUGGAAAUCGAUAAUCCUACAAGUACACAAGAAAGCAGACGGAUGUACGACCAGGGUCCUGCAGAUAAUGUUUACACAGAAGAUUCUGACAGCAGUGAAGACGAGUUGUGGGAUCCACUUGGAAAUCUACCCGGAUCAAAAGGCGGGCGGGUAGUAAACAUUGUUGGAAGCCAGGUCCUGCAAAUCGGUAAUCUAAACAGCGUAACUAACGUCAGAAACAUUGUGAAGAAAGACAGAAAACACUCGAAUGAAAAGAAAACUCAAGAUAAAGACAACGCAAGUUAUGGGGUUGCGCCAAAGAAUAAUUUAGCCGAGUUAAACAACAACACAGAAAGCGAGGAAAAGCCGGAUGUCAGAAGCAAACACAUAAAAUAUACUAGCAAACCGGAAAGUGUCUCACAGACAUUUCUAAACGAAGCAAAACAACCAAACGGGGCAAAGAGCGGCAACGAUUUAAGCGAUUCUGUAGAUCUUUUUUCCAAAAAUAAUGAUAUACAGAAGACAGACAAUAUCUUUGGACAACCUGUAAAAGAUGGAGUGAGCAGGUAUAAACUGAAUAUACCAUUGGAAGAGCCGCGACGUCAGAAAAAUACCGACGCUCAAGUUGUUGAAAAUGUUAGAUACAUGUCUGAAGAAAAUACACAGUUAACUGCAAAGGUUUCGUACUCUGUCCUUCAAACGACGACAGAAAGACCUAGGUUACAUGACAAGAGUUCCGAGGAAGGUCAUUUCAUGACCACAGAUGGUAGUCCUUCGGUAUUGUCUUUGAGUUCCGCGCCAAACGCCGUUGACCGUUCUCAUCCACAUGCCUUUACAAAUCUAAUGACAGUUGCUCACCUCAAUUCACUGGAUGAAACUACAGAGAUACAAAGGUUGGACGAAUUCGCUUGGACUGAAUCAUACAAUGAAGAAACCGGAAUGUUCACAAGUGAUUUAUCAGACGCGGACCUUUUUGGUGAUGGCAGACAUGACCGUCAGAAUGUUGGUCGAACAUUAUUUACGUCACGCUCCGCUACGUCGUUCUCAGACCUGGUCAACAAAUCCCUCGUGACUGAAGAAGAGAGUUUCGUUCUUACGAAUGUCAGUGAUGUGGACUGAUUUGAUCCAUAGAAGAGUUGCGCAUAGGGGCUUUAUCUUCAAAACUUCAAAAAUCUAACUUAGCUAAGGUCGAAUUAGAAGAUCUAUUUAUAAAUCUAUUGAUAGAUGAAUUACUAGUUUAUUAAAAUUAUGAAAUUAUAUUGAUGUUUAAUUGAGUUAAACCAUUUGAACAAACUUGAUGUAUUUUAUGAAAUUACGAAAUUAACGUCAGUUUUAACUGAGAUGCUUUGUGGGGAUGCGCCAAAGACUCGCACAUGCUGAUACAAUAGUCUCAAUUGAGUAACUGGUAGUAUGAAGCAGUUACACUUGACCGCUAUUUUUAUACUACAACUGUCUUUAUAACAUCUAACAUAGUCAUAUAUAUCAUUAUACCAUGUGAUACUUUUAAGUAUGGUCUAUACUAGUAAUGGACAUGCGACUUGUUUAUGCAUACAUGAUACAAAAAUUGCAUUAAUAAUCUUAGAGAUCAAACGUUCCUUAUUCUAAAGUUUAUUUCACCAGUAAAUGGUCGCUAAAAUUAAGACCAUCGUCACGUUUCUUCACAGUGACAUUUAUGUGUUAAAUUUUGAUAUCAUAUUACUAUUAUAUUUCUUGACAUUAAAAUGUGUCGAUUACGUUCAUUUGACAUUUUAACAUAUACACUCAACGCUAAGCAUAAUCUGAUAAAAUAAUGAAAUAAUAAUACAUUCUACAUUUUAAAUUUCAAUUAAAUCUCAGUAGGUUUUGUGUUUCUUUACUGCUCACACGUAAAACGUUUUUUCAAUAAUCUGCUAUGAAUCUUAGAAAUGCAAACGAUUAUGUCAUUGCAUCAUGACAUUCUCUCUUGCAAUUCAAACCUGCCUCUAGAACAAGUAAUGGUUAGUAAUGAAUACACAUCUCGAAACACCACCAUAUUGCUUUACUGUAUAUAGGAAUGUAAAUACAUAUAAUUGUUGAGAAUUAUGUUUACUGCUUUUUAUGCUCCCCAUUAAAUACAUAUGGGGAGCUUAUAGUUGCCAGUUUGUCCUUCCAUCACACUUGUGUUACAGUUUCUCAUAGCGCCGUCAAUAUUUAACCGAUCUUUAUAUUUGGCAUGUAGGUACCUUGCAUCGACCUCUACCUUUUGAUGAGGUUUGACGUCACAUGGAUCAAGGUCACCGAGGCUAAAAAUAGAUUUUCCGUCACACUUGUGUUACAGUUUCUCAUAGCGCCUUCAAUAUUUUACCGAUAUUUGGCAUGUAGGUACCUUGCAUGGACUUCUACCUUUUGAUGAGGUUUGAUGUCACUGGGGUCAAGGUAAAGGUCACCGAGGCUAAUAAUAGAUUUUCCGUCACACUUUUGUUACAGUUUCUCAUAGCGCCUUCAAUAUUUAACCGAUCUCUUACGUAUUUGGCAUGUAGGUACCUUGCAUGGACCUCUACCUUUUGAUGAGGUUUGACGUCACUGUGGUUAAGGUCAAGGUCACCGAGGCUAAUAAUAGAUGUUGUCAAUGUCACACUUUUUUCCACACAAUUAACCCAUAUAUCGACAUAGCAUCAUCGGGGAGCAUCAAUCAUUUUCACUGAUAUCCCUGUCUUUACUUGCGCACAAUUAAUUACAUAGCGUUCACCGUUUUCUGCUGCGAUACAAUGCAAACUGCAAAUUCUUGCGCAAUACUUUAAUAAGACGACAAAGCGUUUUCAACGUAGUUAAAGUUUGACUUAUUAUACUCGGGAGAGUACUCGUUUGUUCGCCUUUUAUGUGCUUAUUACAUAAUUAAUGUCUCAUAAUUGUAUUACUUUGCUUUUCUUUUGUAUGCUGUUAUAUAUGUUUGUGAUUUUUCCCCUAUUUUAGCUGAAAAAUUGAAUCGUCCGAAAGUAAAUAAAUUGCCAAAACAUGUACUUGAA
Molecule: messenger RNA, 5377 nt
Organism: Dreissena polymorpha
Lineage: Eukaryota; Metazoa; Mollusca; Bivalvia; Myida; Dreissenidae
Exons: 4
Coding region: 174-3512 (1112 amino acids)
Source: RefSeq, a predicted model, not a curated record